AUGCAAUUCGAAACACACUUGAAGGGUUCGGAGCUUUCGAAAAAGGGACCUUUCAUAACUGGCAAUGAAAUCACAUAUGCAGACAUGGCUCUAUAUCAAUUACUCCACGAUGAAAGUCUUACUAAAGAUGAACGACAAGGACUGAAAGAGUAUCCGAGAUUAGUGCAAUUAGUAGAUGCUGUGGAGGACAGACCGAACAUCAAGAAGUUCUUGACCAGCGAUGCUUAUCUUGGUUAG
Molecule: messenger RNA, 237 nt
Organism: Botrytis byssoidea
Lineage: Eukaryota; Fungi; Ascomycota; Leotiomycetes; Helotiales; Sclerotiniaceae
Exons: 1
Coding region: 1-237 (78 amino acids)
Source: RefSeq, a predicted model, not a curated record